Molecule: messenger RNA, 1553 nt
Organism: Drosophila miranda
Lineage: Eukaryota; Metazoa; Arthropoda; Insecta; Diptera; Drosophilidae
Exons: 4
Coding region: 163-1161 (332 amino acids)
Source: RefSeq, a predicted model, not a curated record
UUCUUACUUUCAAAUUAAAUGACCACGAUAUCUUUUACCUAAAUUGUGCUAAAUUUCUUCAGGAUUCAAGAAUUUCGUGGACAGUGUUUUAAAACCCACUGGUCGACAAUGGGCUAAUCGUUCCUGCCACAAAUUGUAAACUGAUCAUCCAUCUACGCAAUCAUGUCGGACGUAAAACCGAAUCUUACUUGGGCUGAUGUGCUCAAGGGCCGUGUAGUGCCGUCUUCUCCUGCCACAGCUGAUGCUGCUGCACACGAGUCUCGUGGCUCCGAUGAGUGCACAGACACAAUGCCGAUUGGAAUUGGCGGUGACUUGGCGGAAAUUUUAUACGGCACUCACGUUUAUGUACCGGAAGAUGUCAGAGACAUUGAGUUUCUUGGCCCGCCAAUUGAACCGCUGAAAAUGCAGGAGAAUACGAUUUUUCCCAUUCAACAAGAGCCAACAAAUUCGCAGAACGGCGAGCCUCUACGCAACCCGAAUCAACAUUGCACUGUUGGAGCAGAACGUGCACCGGCUACACCACGCGCACUGCCACCACAGGCAGCAGCCGAGGAAACUGCACGCGCAUCAUCAUACGCACAGAGCCAACCACUAAAGGGCCUUGACCUAAAUGUUCAGCAUGGGCGCUUUCCGGACCAGACCCGCAUGCGCAUGCCACCACAGGAUCCUAUGCAGCAGCAGACUUGCAUGCCACGGGGCUCCAUGCCCCAAGGUUGCCUGAAUGCCCAGCCUAGUGCCUUAAUUCUAGCCGGCCAAUCUGAGCCAUUCCGUCCGCAAGCAGAGGAAAGCUUGGUAUACGGUCAGUCGACAGGUGGGCUGAGUGGCCGCGGACACGGAGGCAGACUCGCAUACGGACGCGGAUACGAACGCGGACUCGAACGCGGACUCGAACGUGGACUCGGACACGGACACGAACGCGGACUCGGACACGGACACGAACGCGGACUCGGACACGGACACGGACACGGACACGGAGCCUUAUUGGAGGAGCUGGCUCCCACUGGAGGGACACAGUCCAUGUUAGGGGAGGAUGUGGGUGUGUUGCCCGGGACACGCCAUGACGAUAACGCACCAGUGCCACUGGAGGACAUUGGUCGUGAGAUUCGUGAAUGUCUCGAAGCACUACAUUCCAUACUCUUUUCACAGUAUUGGAGUGAGUAGCCAUACAUAUCUGUCGGCCUGCCCGAUUGUAUCUGUCGGCUGGGAAGAAAGUCUUUGUUUCCAUGGAAGCAGAACAUACAAAGGCGAAGCACGACUCAAGCCAGCUGACGGGGACCACGGCCACAGGAGAUGGGUAUUUUUUCCGCUCGAACAACACACAUAUCAUUCAUACACCAUUAUAUUCUUAAAACUAGAUUUAACAAUACACUAAUACCAUCAGUUCAAAAUUAUAUAAAAGUUUCGUAUAUAAGACAAGACACAGAAUCGAUUGAACAAAAAAGAAUUGUAAUUUCUUAUAAAUUAUAAUGAUUCAAUGAAAUUAUAUUCUUGUGUACAUCCGACAACAUCCUGAUAAAUGUACAAACAAUCCAUUAAAUCGAAUAUGCAACGCA